Messenger RNA from Chaetomium strumarium, 3137 nucleotides. RefSeq lists its product as uncharacterized. The coding region runs from base 107 to 3025 and encodes 972 amino acids. The record is from RefSeq and is a predicted model, not a curated record. The transcript is spliced from 4 exons. Gene Ontology annotation, molecular function: ADP binding; protein binding. NCBI's taxonomy places the organism in Eukaryota, Fungi, Ascomycota, Sordariomycetes, Sordariales, Chaetomiaceae.
CCCGGGCCCCUCUUUCUUGAGGAUGCCGGCCUCCUUGUUCACAUCGACGGAUUGAGCGACUGUCGAAGAAGUUCAAGCUUCCCCCGGACUGUCCUCGAAAGCCAGCAUGGAGGCAACGGGCCUGGCCAUUGCCGUCAUCGGCCUGUGCGCCGACAUCCUCGCUCGACUCGAGAGCGUCAGAAACGCUCCCGGCGCAGCGCAGGGACUGCUCGUUCGAGUGGAGCGCGCCCAAGAUUCGUUGUCGAGGGUAACUACGAUUCUGGCACGCGAGUCUUCGUCAACUUCAGAGGCCUUUGGACGUGAAUCCUUGCAAAGUCUCCAGGCAAGCUUGCAACGUUUGAGCGAGACAGUCGAGAAGCUGCAUCAAGACCUCCGCGGCAAAAGGUCGCGCUGGCUCCGUUCUCGAUUGCCCUUUGCUCUGGAUGCGAACAAAGCACAGGCUUACGAUAGAGCUUUGGAUCGACUCGUAGCGGACAUCACCGUUUUUACGAGCACGGCUAAUUUAGAACAGGUUUCUUUGCUUGCGCGUGACCUGCGUAACUUACAAAUCCCUCCUAGAAACAAACAGAAGAACGGGUUCAACGUGAAGUUUCACACCGCAAACGUACCUUUCAUUCACUAUUUCGAAGGCAGAGAGGCUUUUCUUUCUCGAUUAGCCUCGGGCCUCCUGCCCGAGUUAUCUCAUGGCCACAGAAAACUUGAGAUCAUAUCAGGGCUCGGGGGUAUAGGAAAGACCCAACUGGCCAUCCAAUUUGCACGGUUAAACGAAGACAGAUUUUCCGCCAUAUUCUUCGUCGACGCCAACAACUACGAGUCUCUUUCUCAUGGCCUUUUACGAAUCCAUCAGUUCUUAUGGGGCGGCGAUGGCAGCAGGCAAACGCGCAAAACCGCGGAUGGGGUACAGAUUUUGGACAGCCUUAUGAUUCACGAGGUGCUUGAUUGGUUUUGCCUGGAAGGGAACACACGGUGGCUGCUGAUAUUUGAUAACGCUGACAAGCAACCUUCUGAUCCUGAAGGUGUUGAUAUCACCAGAUUUUUCCCGCCCUGCAAUGCUGGCUCCAUUCUCAUCACAACCCGGCUCAAUCCGCUCCACAUCGCUGGGCUCUCAAAACCCCAAAUUCAAUUACAGCCCAUGACUCACGACGAGUCUAGAGGCCUUCUGAACUACUACAUGACCAUGGGGGUAGAUUCCCAUACCGUGGGCAUCCCAUCGGAGUCAGAAGCACAACAAACAACUUUGCUCGAGCGACUUGAAGGGCUCCCACUCGCGCUAGCGCAGGCAGGCAGCUUUCUGAGAAUGACUAGAAUGAGCCCCGCCGAGUAUCUCACCGUUUAUGACGGCUCCAGACGCCAGCUCCUGGAAUCCCACCGGUCUUUAUUCGGAAUGGACGAGGGUAAUCUUCGUGGGAAUAUUCGGACUACAUGGAGUUUGUCCCUGAGAGACUUGGGGCAAAGGGCAAGUCCGGGCAACAAAUACGACAAUGCCCUAAAGCUCCUGCGGCUAAUCACUUUCUUCGACCCAAUGGAUAUCGACUUUACCAUCCUCUGUCGGGGUCUCAUAGGCCAUCACAUACCGGAUUGGUUUGAAGCCGUCUUUGAGAGCUCAUUAUCCUUUGUCACUACUGCCGAGCUUCUGGUCGAGCGCUCGUUACUCAACAGAACCUCAAAUUACGCCACUUACUCAAUGCAUCGCGUUGUCUACGAUUGGCUCUGUGCUGAAGAGAACGGUGUUGAUGAGCAGUUGCUAAGCGUAGCCAUAAGUGCUAUUGCCUUCUCGGCUCCUGGCCCGCGCUCGAAAGCCUGGAGCCGGUCGGAGAAAAGGUUGAUCACACAUGUUGCCGCCAUGGAAAAGAGUCUUUCGCGGUGUCAGUUUGCAUCCGGCGUGCCAUUGGUGGAACCGGAAGCAUUAACACCAAGUCACUUUGAGCGAGCCCUUCGUCUCGUUCGGGAUCCGGAUUGGUACAAGAAAAUGACAGACGCCCGCUCGCCAUUGUCAACUAUUGUCUAUCUCUUGUCCAUCGAUGAGAAGGCACAGACAGGUCUCCAGAUUGUUGAAGUGGCUCUGGCUAGCCUUAAUUGCGAAGACAAUCGGCAAGCACAGGCUUCAGCGGCACUCAUGGAGUCCAAGGCCUUACUUCUGCGGGAACAGGAGAAUUUUGCUGCUUCGAGAGCCUGCCUUCUCAAGGCCAUGGGCCUGGCAAGAUCCCAGCUUUUGCAAUACGAUCUACAAUUGGCACUGGCUGUCGUCCUGGCAGAGGAAGACAAGAUACCCGAUGCUGAACGGAUACUUGAGGCCUGUAUCCUUGACGCUAGAAGGGUAGGUCUCGCCUUUGACCAUCCUUGGGUAAUUUUUGCCAUUGUACAGUUGGAAUGGUUCCUGAGCAAGUCGACGUCCCCCCAUGCCAUCGGCAAACGUGUUCGCCUUUUGGAGCCUUACCGGGCCUAUGCAGAAGAGACUGCCUCCCACAGCGCUGCAUCCAGGUUGAUUCUAUCUGGUCUGGGCGCUGCUUAUACAGAAAUGGAUGCAAUGGACAAAGCUUUGCCCGUCCUAGAAGCGGGGCUGGUAGCAGAGUUAGCCUCUGGGGCGGCAGAUGUCGGCCAACUGAGCAACCUAUACUAUGAUCUUUUCAGAGCAUAUCUGAAACUCGACAAGAUAUCUCAAGCCGUUGACUUCUGUGAGAAGUGGUUUGAGGCACGAGCAACGCAAUACGGGGCGCGGAGUAAAAAAGCGGCACAGGCCCUCAACGACCUGUGUUGGACAAGACUCCAGGCCCACGACGGUCCUAGCGCUAUAGAAGCAGGGAUUCGUGCAGCCGAGAUGCUGGGACCCGAUGACGGACGGGAAUACUGGGACCUCACCUGGAGGCUAAGGGAUGCCUAUACUAGUGUGAAGAAAUGGGAAGAGGCCACCAUAUGGGGCCGACGAGCCGAGGAAGCUUCUGCUGCCGUGUUCGGGACGGAAAGCGCCGAGUGUAAAGAUGAGAAGAGGAGUCUGGAGAAGGUUCUCCAACUGUGGAGAGAUUGAUGAUCUGCAAGUAAUUCGCAACCUUGAACUAGAUUAACUGGGUAACGUACAUGAGUGACCCAGACAGCACCACAUGGCAGCAUAGCGGCCGUUGAGUGCAAGGAGCUCCUGG